Messenger RNA from Meloidogyne enterolobii, 1545 nucleotides. NCBI's taxonomy places the organism in Eukaryota, Metazoa, Nematoda, Chromadorea, Rhabditida, Meloidogynidae. The record is from the annotation of a GenBank genome assembly.
CUAAUGUUUGAACAUUUAUUAAAAUUAAAUACAAAUUUCUUUAAAAUAUUUACUCAUCGUGAAUGGGCAAUAAUUUCUACACUUUUAAUUGCUAAUUUUGUUAACACAAUAACUUUCAAUUGCAUGGAUGCUUUUUAUCCAAAAGAAGCUAAUAAAAGACAAAUAAAUACUGGUGAUAUUGGUUUAAUUAUUGGUACAUAUCAAUUAAGUAGAUUUAUAAUGGCACCUUUUACUGGAAAAUAUAUAAUGAGUAUUGGAACUUCAAAGGCUUUCUUUUUUAGCCUUUUCUUAACUGCAUUUACAGCUUUUGGAUUUGGGUACUUUAAAAUCAUAAAUAUAAUUUUAAUAACAAUUUACUUUAUUUUUAGAUUACUUACCCUAUUACCAAACGGUUUUUAUUUCUUCUGGGCUUCCUUAGCUAUUCGGAUCAUUCAGGCACUUGCUAGAACCGUUUUUGUUAUAAGUUCAUUGACUAUUAUGGCACAACUUUUUCCUGCAAACAUCUCACUUUUGGGGGGCCUACUUGAAGCAUUUGCUGGUUUUGGAUACAUCUCAGGGCCAGUAAUAGGAAGUAUCUUAUUCGAAUUUGGGGGGUUUAUAACUCCAAAUUUCACUUUUGGAACAUUAAUGGCAUUGACUGGAAUAGCUUUUGCCUUCACCACAAAGUUGAAGAAAAACAAAGAUAAUAAAGGAGGAAAACAUGGAAAAAGUUUCAAAAAUAUUUCCUUAAUUUAUCCACAAAAAUCUGGACAAUUAUCUGAAGAAUCUUCCAAUUCCUCUGAUUUUGAAGCAUUAUCAAAGUCUUCUAAAUGUAGUUCUAAUACAAAAAUAAAUAAGACUAACAAGGAUAUUAAUUCAUCGAAUAAUGGACUUUUAUCAGUUCUUAAGCUACCCAGUACAUGGCUUAUUAUGUUAGUGAUAACUACUCGUGGGAUUACUUGUUCUUUCUUUCAGGCACCUUUGCCAGAACAUUUAAACUCGUUAAAUUCUUCCGCAGUGAUCAUUGGCACUGUCUAUACUAUAAUGAGUAUCAGCUACUUUAUGAGCGCUCCAAUAUGGGGAUUAUUUAUGGGAUUGAAUAAAAAGAAAUGUCAAAAUUCUGCCAUAAUUGUUACAAUAAUUGGGUCAAUAUUAGCUUUUCUAUCAACAUUUUUGAUGGGGCCAUUCCCUCUUUUACCAAUCCAAAAGACUAUUCCACUCAUUAGCGUUUCAUUUGCACUGCUGGGCUGCGCAUCUGCUGCUUUAUAUAUUCCCGUCUUUCAACUUUGCUCGGAUAUCUCAAAAUCGUCGGAUGAAGAAUCGACCCGAAUAUAUGCUUGUCUGUUCGGAUUAGUCCAGUCAUCCUCAACUCUAGGGUUUUUAAACCUUUUUUUAAAUAAACAGAAUAAUUUCAGAUCGUUUGCUGGUAACAUACUCGGAGGGUUUGGUGCUCAAAAAUUGGGGUUUGCCUGGACUUGCUCAAUUAUUUCUUUUUCUCAUUUUGUUUUCAUUUUUAUUAUUGUUUCUUACUCAUUGUUAUUUAAAUUUAAUGAAAAUAAAAGUUAG